Messenger RNA from Orbicella faveolata, 966 nucleotides. RefSeq lists its product as uncharacterized. Lineage: Eukaryota; Metazoa; Cnidaria; Anthozoa; Scleractinia; Merulinidae. The record is from RefSeq and is a predicted model, not a curated record.
UGUGUUGCUUCUUUUUCACAUAGGAGGUGCUCUACCUGCCGACGUAAGAAAUCUCUCCGAACUGGAAGUUUCUUUGGAGAGCUGUCAAGAGUCCCGUUGGGAAAAAUUCUCUUGUGUAUGUAUUUCUGGAGCGUUCGUGAGCUACGUACGACUGUUGCAAAUAUGCUCACUCUGUCGAAGAAUACUGUCGGGAACAUCUACGCAUUACUUCGGCAUUAUUGUGGAAGAGAUCUACAAGAUAGACCCGUUAUUCCAUUCGGGGGUAGAGUGUACGUUGUAAAAUGCGACGAAAGCCAGUUUAAACAUAAAUCCAAGGUAAGUCAGGGUCUUGUACAUGCUACAUAUGUAACCUUAACACAACUGAAACCAGUAUUUCCAGUUAAACCUUUAAUCAUUUAUCAACGAGGGCGAAGACCAAGGGACGACGUAUGGGUUUUUGGAGUUAUCUCAACAGAGUAUAACCCAUGCCGCGGUUAUUUCCAGGUGGUUCCACGGCGAGAUAGAGCGACAUUAACUCAAAUAUUGCAAAGGGUUCUUCUUCCGAGGUCAGAGGUUCACUCAGAUGACUGGGCUGCCUAUAGGAACUUGCCGCUUCACGUACCUAACGUUUCUUUGCAUAGGGUUGUUGUUCACCAAAAUCAUUUUGUGGAUCCUCUCACAGGCAUUCACACGCAAGAGGUGGAAUCGGCAUGGAGUCAACUGAAGUACCACAUUAAACGGGAGAGGGGCAUCCGUCAGUUGGACCUUCAAGAUUUUCUGAAUGAAGAAAUGUGGAGGCAAUGGAGGGGACUAAAUUCUGUGUUCACUAAUUUGAUUCUAAUCAUUCCACGAUAUUAUCAACUUUAGACUGCUGAUCCAAAAAACACCAAAUGUGUAAAUGCUGAGGAUUAAUAACACCCUGAGGAAGGAACAUUUUUUAAUGAGAUAAGAUUGUGUUAGAGCGUACCCGGCUCACUGUAUGUUUGG